AUGGGCGACACCGGUGGCACUGAGGCGCCCAAAAAGAAACGGUCGAGGGCGAGCAGGUCUCCUGACGACAACAGCGGCGAUGAGGGCAAGAAACGAGGACGGCCCCGUGUCGAGAAGCUCGACCAGUCGAUUGCAGAUGUACGUUCACUCUUGCCUCCGGCUGUGUCUACUACGCAACGAGACGCCUACUAUGGCGCCGGUUGACCCGCACACUGAUGAGUGAACAUCACUGACCUUCUCGACAGCGACGACGGACCCAGAUCCGUAUGGCCCAGAGAGCCUAUCGGCAGCGCAAGGAGAGCACGCUAGAGGACCUCCGUAAACGCGUGUCUGACCUAACGAACACCAUUGAGUUGAUGAACAAGGCCUUCCUGGACUGCCGCGAUCGCCUUGCCACUUCCGGUCUGGCAGACUCUCAAACGCAGGACAUGCAUGAGACUCUGGAGCAAUACCAGAAUCUGAUGAGAUGUGUUCGCAAUCCGGGCGAAGACAUGGACCAUGGCAUUGCACCAGACCUCUCUCAGCCAUCUUCAAGCUCAGCAAUGGCGGGCAAAGAUGCUGUGAGAGCCUCUGCUAUGGAGCCCAAGAACGUGGCAAGCUGGAUGGACCAGACAGCAGUGGACAGUCAGGCCAAAACAAGGAUUUCUGGGGCCCAAUGCCUCGGCUACACUAUGUAUGAACCCCAGGGAACGAAAGACAUCAAUCAUGCAAUGGUCAUGCUCAACAAGUCUGAUCCACAGGCGGUAACGUCUGCCUCUCCGCAUCAUGGUACAUCUAAUGGACCGGCGCUCUCACUUGGUGGCUUCAGCCUCGGUCCACCGGACUCGUUUGGCGUACCAGCUACCGUUACACCACCAACGACAUACAGCUUCAAUGAGUCUACCUUCGCCAAACGACUUCAUCGAGCAUGCUUGGAACACGCGUAUCAGUUGCUACUGGAUCCGCAACGACGGCCUGCCACAUACGGCCGCGUUUUCAAACUCUCGCUCAUGGUCAAGGAUCGUAAUAAACUCAUUCUGGGUAUCAAGGCGCUGCUUUCAAGACCAGCUCACGAAGAUCUCGAUGCCAAUGCGACGCCCAUACACGUAGGAGGAGCUGGCACACACUAUCCCAGAAGAGAUGCGAACGGCACUUUCAGACCAAAGAAAGACUCCUGGAAUCUCGGACUGGUUGGUCCAAAGACACUAGCCCUGUUGGAAAGCGCUGCUGGGGACAACUUGACCGCGGACAUGGCUGUUGAGGUAGCAGGAUUUGAAGGUAUGGAAGUCCAGGGCAGGACCUGCCUGCAAUCUUGAGACUAUCUGCUAAACUGAGGCUAGGUGAAUGGUUCGAUCCGUACGACGUCGAAGGCUACUUGAUGGAGAAAGGAAUCCAUAUCAAUCCGGCAUGUUCUUUUGCCCAGGCGGAGGUCGUGAUCAAGCCCUCCCAAUCCAGCGUUGCCUCGUCCGAGUCAACCAUCACAGGAGAGGCACCCAAGACGCCGCUUGACAUGACCUCAUCUUCGGACGUACCCAAGCCAUUCGACGCCGAGCAGCUGGAGUUCCUGAACCGAGGCAAUGUGUCUCCUCAUAAGGUGGACGACUGGACCGCCAUGAACCUCUCUAAUGUGGGAUACUCUGACGCCAGCACCGGAUCCUGGAUGAACUUCUUGCAACCUAGCGAGGCUUCGAAGCAGCAGCAACAGACUGCAAACUUGGAAGCAAUGUCAUGGCAAGGAUCUGCAGAGUUCUUAGGAGGCGACGUUCCGGGUAUUGGCCUCGGCACGCUGCCGCAGAAGCCCGUUGGUCCCAAGGCGCAACGACAACAACAACAACAACCGAAUAAGAAGGUCAUCCUCCUUGAUGUUAAUAAGUUUAUUAAAGGUCAGUUUGGUACCCAUGGUGUGUAUGUUGACCAGCUAAGCUGACUCGUUUGUAUAGUGUUGACUAUUUCUGCUGUCUGCAUCGGUCGAGGUCCUGGAUUCAAACGAAGGGAUGUAGAUCGUGCUCUGGCUCUGGCUUCGUUUGAUGCGUUCUGA
Messenger RNA from Lecanosticta acicola, 2017 nucleotides. Lineage: Eukaryota; Fungi; Ascomycota; Dothideomycetes; Mycosphaerellales; Mycosphaerellaceae. The record is from the annotation of a GenBank genome assembly.